This is a messenger RNA of Camponotus floridanus (Florida carpenter ant), 4948 nucleotides long. RefSeq names its product probable maleylacetoacetate isomerase 2. The transcript is spliced from 5 exons. Gene Ontology annotation, cellular component: mitochondrion; cytoplasm. Gene Ontology annotation, biological process: glutathione metabolic process; L-phenylalanine catabolic process. The record is from RefSeq and is a predicted model, not a curated record. Lineage: Eukaryota; Metazoa; Arthropoda; Insecta; Hymenoptera; Formicidae. Gene Ontology annotation, molecular function: maleylacetoacetate isomerase activity; glutathione transferase activity. Bases 163 to 816 code for a protein of 217 amino acids.
AGGAACGACUGGCAAUCGAAUAAAAGGGGGAGGAGGUGCGAUUUCGCGCGUUCACCGCGAUUCCGAAUUAUUUCUGACAGAUUGACGACGGCAGGCCGCGUAUCGGGAGUCACUGGCCGGAUAACGAGACUGACAGGCGAGUGCUAGCGAGAGAUCAACGAGAUGUCCGUGAUGGGUAAGCCCGUGCUUUACUCCUACUGGCGGAGUUCGUGUUCCUGGAGAGUAAGAAUUGCAUUGAAUCUAAAAGAGAUACCAUAUGACAUAAAGCCUGUAAGUCUGGUAAAAAGUGGUGGAGAACAACAUUCCAAUGAAUUUCGAGAGAUUAAUCCAAUGGAGCAAGUGCCUGCGCUCCAUAUUGACAAUCAUACGUUAAUAGAGUCUCUAAAUAUUCUACAAUACUUGGAAGAAACUAGGCCGAAUCGUCCACUGAUGCCAGCGGAUCCUGUCAAAAGAGCCAGAGUAAGAGAGAUUUGCGAAGUAAUUGCCAGUGGCAUACAACCAUUGCAAAAUCUCGUUGUUUUAAUCUAUGUCGGAGAGGAACGUAAAAAAGAAUGGGCGCAGCAUUGGAUCACUAGAGGAUUUACAGCGGUAGAAAAGUUGUUAUCAUCGAGCGCGGGCAAAUACUGCGUUGGCGACGAAAUUACGUUAGCGGACUGUUGCCUAGUGCCACAGAUUUUUAACGCACGAAGGUUUCACGUUGACCUAAGACCGUUCCCCACGAUUCUGAGGGUGGACCGUCAUUUGGAGCAUCAUCCGGCCUUUACUGCGGCUCACCCCAACAACCAGCCCGACUGUCCACCGGAGGCGACCAAGUAGCAAGCGAGGCAGACCACCCUUUUUCUCUUCUAAUUCUUUAGGAGAGUAGAAAGAGGUGGUCCAACAUUAUGUGGUCUCAUAGUGACAAAAGGUGACACGAGAUUCAUUCUUUGCAUAUUUCACGUGCACUUGAGAUCGUACUAAUCAUUUCUCAAGUCUCUUGUUUUUAUAUCGUAAAUAAAAUUAUAAUCUAGCAAAGAAAAGAUAGCAAAUUGCUAAAUCAAAUAAUAUAAUAUGUCAUAAACAUUCAUUGCGUAUAUCUUUAAUUAUACAAGCGCGUUUAAUUGUAAUGACGAGUAUACGAGAAGAAUACUUUUAACUCGUACUAUCAACUGAUAAAAUGCUAUUAUAUAUUUUGAUAACGAUAUUUAUAUCGUUCAUAUAUCAAGAAAAUGUCCGAUAUUAAUUGCACCUUUUAUCACUUAUGAACUGCAUAUCGGUACCGAAAUGGUUAACGGUUAGCAACAAAAGCGAGUCUCAGGCGGCGGUUUUGAUUUUAGAUCAUGUCGCUUAUUUUUAGAACACGAACUCGCGCCAUUUCUGUACUAGCAAGGGAAAAGAAAGAAAUAUUGGCCUAUUUUUUAAGUUUUGUUACGUUUUUAUACGAUUUUACAUGAUUGAUCGAAAUUUAUUUUCACAUCGAUAUUUUACAAAGAUAUAUUAUUGACCUAUCCCGAAUAGGUUCUGUUUUGAAAUCAAAAGUUUACUUUUUAUAUAUACUUAUUAUAAUUUUUUAUUUUUCACUUUUGUUUAUAUAGUAUAAGAAAAAAGAAGUGGAUGUUGCUAUUAAAUCCUAGCGAAUACUCCAAAAUCUUCGCUGGUACGUAGGGUAAUGACUCUCGUAUUUACGCGAUAUAUACGAAGCACACACGAAUAAAUUCAUAAUGCGAAAUGAUCAAUAUUCGAAGGGAAACGUGUAAUAAGGGAAUGCGCUCUGCUCAAUAUCUCCCAGAAUACCUACGAAAAAAGUACAAAUCUCACAUUUUUUUUUGAUAUCCCAAUCAUAGAGUGCAUUAGAUUUGUUUAUUUUUUUUUAUUUGCAUCUUUUGCAUUGAAAUAUUCAAUAACUAAUAUUUGAUUGAUGCUUAUACUUCAUCUUGUUCCAAGAUAAUUUACGCAGCAGCCUAAUAAGAUAUAUAUUAAAGCAACAGCCUUUUCUUUCUCUAAAUGCUUGCAUUUGACGCUUCUGUUAUCUUUCGUUUUUUUAGAGUAAUCAAAAAUUUUUUUGUUUAUAUUUGGGAAAUGUUUAAUUUUCGCAAUAAAUGCGAAUAAGGCAAAUAGAUUUAUCAUAUUUUUUUUAUACAUAUACGAUACGCCGUGUAGUAUAUUUUUUUACUUUACAAAUUUUUAGGUUUAAAUAAUAUUUUCUCAGAAAUAUACCGGAUUUCUUGAUACAUAUAUUUUUUUAAGAUUCAUAAAAAAUGGAUUUAAUAUGCAACUGUAAUUAAAUAAUCUGUGAUUUGGAAUUAUGUUGUGCAAAACCGAAGUGAGACGUUGAUGCGAAGAUUAGAAUGUGCCAUUGAAAUGCCGUAGUACAAUCGCGAACGAUUUCAAACACAAACGAGAGAGAUACGUGUGUCGACAGAAUCAAAGUGUAUAUUUAUGCUCUUACAAAUAGUUUUUCCGGGUUCAGAGCAUGUAACAAACAGAGAGAUAUUGAUAUUUUUCACGAAUGUUUUUUAUAGGAUCGCUCUCAUUGUAAAGCUGUGUUAUAUACAUGGCUCUCGUGUGCCCUUCGAGAAAUUUUAUAAAUGCAAACGUAUCGUUUGUCAAAAAAAGUCAAGUCCUGUAGAUAUAUCGAACACGACCGAUCUCUGAAGGCCGAUAAUCAAAUUACAUCUGGCAUUCUUCCUUAUUGCCGCGUUAUCCUUCUUUUUUUUCUUAUUUUAUAAACAUCAUGACAUUUGCACAUAUUUGAAAAAAAAAAUCAUUAUUAUUAUGAUAUAAAGUCAAUGAUUUUUUAUAUAUCGCGUACGUCGUAACUGCCUUUUUGAGAGUUUGACGAGUACUUCUUCCAGUAGCCUCCAGCCUUCGCAAUUAUUUUUCUAUAGCAGAUGUAGUGAAGAUAUAAUUCAUGUAAUGAAGAUAUAAUUCUCUUUGUGCGCUUUCCAAUGGUGGAUUAAGGAUCAAAUCAAUCUCAGGAUGUCUCACAGUUAAAUCAUCAACAAAUUUUGUCAGUAUAUUUUUACUGAUACAAGAUGUCUUAUAUCAAUUUUAUAUCUGAACACAUCAAGCAUUAUCACGUUAUAUUAAAAAAAAAGAAAAUACAUUGCGCUUAAUUUUUCGUUCCUAUGCCAUUCUCUGUUUCUUUCAAGUUAACAUCAUUAAGGGAAUUAAAUUUAAUAUCUUAUGAAUUUUGACGCCUUUAUCUUGUUUUAGUUCAAUGAAUGGCAAAUCUUUUCGAUGAAUUCUUAUUACAAAUCGAUUCUUGUAUAACUCAUUUGCUUUCACGUUUCCACAUUUUAAUAUUUUCAUCAUAAUUUUUUAAUGAAGCGUACAUAUCCAUAAAAUACACUGACAAAGUUUAAUUGUUUAAUUCUGGGACACCCUGUAUAAUGAUUGCAAUCUGAGACGUCCUAUGUCGCGCAGUAUUUUGGGACGAGUAAGAACAGGUGUGUCUAUACACACGCUCACACAUAGACGUAUAUUAAUCGACCGAGUGAUUAAAUAAUAAUGUAUAUAAUCUUUGUAUGCGCGAGCCACACAUUCCCCUCCGACAGACCGCUCUACAAAUAUCCGCAAUACCGAGCGAAAUAAGCAUACUCGCGAAAUCGAUUUAAACUCUCAUGCGUGUUUGCUACGUUUUGAUAACAGCGCCUAUGCAUAUUAUGUGAUGAUUCGAGAGAGUUAUGUGCGUAGAAAUGUGCGAGUUAGAAGGAUCUCGUCGUAAUAAACGCGAUGAUCCUUGGCGUAAUUAAAGGUCAACGGAUGAGAUCUGAAUGUGAUCUUAUGCCCGUUUAUCGAAUUUUUGUACCCGAGUUACGAGAACUCGUAAAAGCGGACAAGUUAAUAAUUUUGUCGAAACUGAGCUGUGUUAUUUGUAAUUAUCGCGGUAGCUCUUAUACGAUAUUAUAAAUAUAUAUCUUGAUAGUUUCGAAAAAUUGCAAUUCCGCAAAGUCGACCUAUGAUUAAACGAAGAAUUUUCAUCUAUUUAGCAGCUCUGGAGCUUAAUUCAUUAAAAAAAAACAGAAUUGUAUAGUUCAUUUCUUAGAAUAUUAUAUUGUUUUAGAUAGAGUACUCCCCUUUUUCCACAAGAACUUUUAUCUUCAAUUUAAAUAAAUAACUUGCAAAUCGCCUUUAUUUUAUAUUUCUACGGGAGAAGGAAUGUCCCAACCGUUUUUGUGCUUCUUUAUUCCUCACAGUUCCCUAAAGAAUAGCUUUACAGAUUUUUACUUGUAGACUUUUUGUCCUGUAAUUCUUCUUUUGCUGUAGACAAACGCUCCGCUUCUGUUGAUCCUUCGCUAGAUCUUCCGGUAUCUCAUUUUCGACAAGCUGACAUAUUAUCCAUAUUAAUAUAUGCGUGAGAAAUAUAAAAACGACACUCGCAUUGUGCAAGAGAGCAAUGAAGUGGUAAAUCAAUUGUAUAUUUGUUUUAUUACUUUACUUCCGCUCCUCUUUUUCUUCUAAUCGUAUUUUCGAUUAUGGUUCUAGAAUUUAGCUUUAAGAAUGUAAGCUCGAUUUUUUUGUACCGUUUUUACGAAUCCAUCUGGAUAAUCCGACCGAGAAUAAUAUGGCAAUAAGUAUGCCGUACAAUUUUCUCCCGUUAUAAUCGUUCUAAAUCGAUUCUUAUAGACGACGUAACAUUUUUUACGCGGAAGGAUGCGUGUGAAGGCCGUUUAGGAGUAAAUGAGAGCGUGUACAAUAAAUGUAGCGACUGACACGUCGAUCUCUUCGAUACGAGGAAGAGUACGAGGGGCGCGUAGAUAUUUUGUAAGCGAGAAAUAAAAAUGAUGUAUGUUCACACAAUGCUUAUAUAGCGAAUAAAAGAUUCUGUGUCAAUAGUGUAUGUAUAACUACGUUUGUGGUAGAGUCGCGAAGGAAAGAGAAAGAUCAAAACAGUAAGUGCAUUCAUAAUUGUACCGUCAUUAUAGCCGAAUAAAACUACGUUUGGUCUGUAGUGGCAUAUUUUUUA